Messenger RNA from Stomoxys calcitrans (stable fly), 766 nucleotides. RefSeq names its product circadian clock-controlled protein daywake. The coding region runs from base 5 to 766 and encodes 253 amino acids. The transcript has 3 exons. The record is from RefSeq and is a predicted model, not a curated record. Lineage: Eukaryota; Metazoa; Arthropoda; Insecta; Diptera; Muscidae.
AGAAAUGCAUUUGAAAAUAGUUAAAAUUUUACUAACAUUUCUAGUAGUUUUGGUACUUGCUUGUGGAUGUCAUGGUGGAGAUUUACCAUCUGAUAUACAAAAGUGUGCAGUAGGCGACAAUCAAUGCAUCCGUCAUAAAAUCGUCGAAAUAAUUACCAAAUAUUCGACUGGCAAUGACAAAUUUGGAAUGCCAAAUAUAUCAGCACUGACUAUUAAAAACAUAACAGUGGCUCGUGCCACCGGUAGUUCGCCCAUACAACUAAACUUCAAAUUUUUGGAAUUAACUGUCAAGGGUAUUGAAAACGGUAUUGUAUUAAAUACCACAGGAUGGACCAAGGAACCGAAAAUAGUUGAGGCCCAAAUAGAAGUUCCCCUAUUGCGUGUAGUGGGCCAUUACCAAACGAAUGGUAAAAUUUUACUUUUAGCUCUGGAUGGUGAAGGCCAGGGCAGGGUUGAAUUGAGCGAUUGUAAGUUGCAUAUAAAGGCACGUUUGACUUUGGAGAAAAGGAGUGAUGGUCAAAAUUAUGUUAAAGUCAACAAGCUGAAAAUUGAAAUGCAGCCCAAAAAAGUGUGGAUAAAAAUGGAUAAUUUAGUGAAGGGAAGCAGAGAAUUGACUGAUACUAUGAAUAAGGUGCUCAAUGAUAAUUGGAGUGAUGUUUGGAGUGAGCUGAGGGAUGGCAUCAAUAACGCCCUAUCACUAAUAAUGAUUCAAAUUACAACGAAAAUAUUUGAUGAACUGCCUUAUGAUAAUUUUUAUGUAGUUUAA